Molecule: messenger RNA, 774 nt
Organism: Amoebophrya sp. A120
Lineage: Eukaryota; Dinophyceae; Syndiniales; Amoebophryaceae
Source: the annotation of a GenBank genome assembly
CUGGAUCCGCGGUGCAGGCAGGAAACGCAGGACGGGCUGCUGGUGCACCAAAUACGAAACUGGAACCCCUCCGUGCACACUCUGCCAAGGCAACGGCAACGCCGGGCGCCCUUGCCGAAGCGGUGUCGGGACUGGGACGACUUCAGGAUCAACCCGCCGAGCCAUCUGUGUCCGGUCGACACCUAUCGAUUGUAAUGCCGAUCUGGGUCUGUGCUCAGAUUCUGGAAGAGGAAAAAAUCUAUCUGUGUUGCAGGGUCAGUAAUUUUUGUGUCUUGGAGAAGGUAUUUCUCAUGCAGGCUAGGCAUGAAUAACCCUCUCAAGAAAUAAGACAAAUCUCUGAUUUCAUCCCGACCCAAUUUAGUUCUUCUAUACAGACCCUGAUAUUAGUUGCAACCCAUAACAGCAGGCAGACAGCAAUCUAGUUCUUGCCCGAGAGCAGGGACAUCAAGUAACCCCAGCUGCACCCCACCAGACGAGAAGACCGAAACCGCUGCCGCGGCCACCGAUCUCCAGUGCGAGAUCGAUUUUUCCGCAAGAGUAUCCUGUGCAAAAGUAUCGGACUCGUACUAAUUACAAAUAUGCAUGACAAGUGUUAUUCCUAAGGCAAAACAGCAUUACAAAUUCUACUUCCCUUCUUGCCAAAAUUUGUAAUGCAAUUUAUACUAGUACGAUACUUUUGCAAUGCAUAAAGAGCAGGGGCAGGACCGAGGGUGAUGAUCCCGAACGCGAUCUUGGCGCCGGCUUUCCUUCGCAGCUUUGGGGUGCGUAACGGAU